UCUGAGCUGGAGGAGUUAGCCGUGAGGCUGCAAAUAAAGCAGAUGUGUUUUGUGAAUUUCAGUAGUGUCUAGUCUUUCAUUUACCAAAGUUGAUGAUAUAGCAUGUAACCUGUGGUGUCUUUAUUUUGCAUUUUGUUCUUUUUUUUAAGUACCUAUACUCACAUAAGAGGAAUGAAAUGGAGAAAUUAAGAAAAUAUGAGAGAGAGGAGGAUCAUUUUUAUCAUCAGGGAGCUGUGGAACUGCUGGUCUUUAACUUUUUGCUCAUACUUACAAUAUUAACAAUUUGGUUAUUUAAAAAUCAUCGAUUCCGCUUUUUGCAUGAAACUGGAGGAGCCAUGGUUUAUGGUCUCCUAAUGGGACUAAUUAUACGAUAUGCAACAACACCAACAGACCUUGAAAGUGGAACUGUCUAUGCUUGUGAGAAGCUGAAGUUUGGCCUACCCACUCUACUUGUUAAUAUAACAAAUCAAGUAUACGAAUAUCAGUACAAAAGGGAAAUCAGCCAACACAACGUUAAUGCUCACCAAGGCAAUGCAAUGCUUCAAAAGAUGACAUUUGAUCCUUCAAUCUUCUUCAAUGUUUUACUGCCACCUAUUAUAUUUCAUGCUGGAUAUAGUUUAAAGAAGAGACAUUUUUUUCGUAAUUUAGGAUCAGUCUUAACAUAUGCCUUCUUGGGAACGGCCAUCUCUUGCUUUAUUAUAGGGUUGAUAAUGUAUGGCUUUGUGAAGGCCAUGCUACAUGUUGGCCAGUUAAAAGGAGAGGAUUUUCACUUCACUGAUUGUUUAUUCUUUGGCUCCUUGAUGUCUGCUACAGACCCAGUGACUGUUCUGGCUAUUUUCCAUGAGCUGCAUGUGGAUACAGAUCUGUAUACCCUCCUUUUUGGGGAAAGUGUCCUAAAUGAUGCUGUGGCUAUAGUUCUGACAUAUUCAAUAUCCAUUUACAGUCCCAAGGAGAAUCCUAACACAUUUGAUGCUGCUGCUUUCUUCCAGUCUGUGUGGAAUUUUCUGGGGAUCUUUGCUGGAUCGUUUGCAAUGGGGUCCUCGUAUGCUGUUGUCACAGCUUUAUUGACCAAAUUUACAAAGCUAUGUGAAUUCCCCAUGUUGGAAACAGGCCUGUUUUUCCUCCUGUCUUGGAGUGCCUUCUUGUCAGCAGAAGCUGCUGGGCUUACAGGAAUUGUUGCAGUCCUUUUUUGUGGAGUCACGCAGGCCCAUUAUACCUACAACAAUCUGUCAUCAGAUUCUAAAAUGAGAACUAAACAGUUGUUCGAGUUCAUGAAUUUCUUGGCCGAGAAUGUUAUCUUCUGUUACAUGGGACUUGCACUAUUCACAUUCCAAAAUCAUAUAUUCAAUGCUCUCUUUAUAUUUGGGGCAUUUGUGGCAAUUUUCAUAGCAAGAGCAUGCAACAUAUACCCACUUUCUUUCAUUCUGAAUUUGGGUCGAAAACAAAAGAUUCCCUGGAACUUUCAACACAUGAUGAUGUUUUCAGGUUUACGUGGCGCAAUAGCGUUUGCUCUCGCUAUUCGGGACACAGACUCUCAACCCAAACAAAUGAUGUUUACCACAACACUGCUUAUUGUGUUCUUCACAGUCUGGGUUUUUGGAGGGGGCACCACGCCGAUGCUCACGUGGCUUCAGAUCAGGGUUGGCAUAGAUCCAGAUGAAGACCUGAAAGCAGAAACUGCAAGCCAGAGAGCAGCUACUGCGGAUAAGAACACGACCAAGGCUGAGAGCGCAUGGCUAUUCAGAAUAUGGUAUGGGUUUGAUCAUAAAUAUCUGAAACCCAUUUUAACUCAUGCUGGUCCACCGCUUACAACAACAUUACCUGCAUGGUGUAAUCCCAUUGCCAGACUACUAACUAGCCCAAGAGCAUAUGGAGAGCAUCUGAAGGAUGAUGACAUGGACUGUAUCGUCAGCAAUGAUGAACUGGCUGCAAAUUAUGAACCCCCCAACCCUAUUCCAGUGCCGGCACAGGCCAGUAUAGACUCACUCCAGACUCCAGGCAAGGAAAACAUUCGUGAAGGAGACCUUGGACUAAGCGGAUGUGAGCUCCAUCUUGAACACAUCUUGAACACACUCCAGCAAAAGCCCAGUUGAAUUCAUUGGCAUGAGCAGUGCAAAUAUAAUCACAAGAAAUGCAUGGAACAUGAAGGAAUAUAAGCCAAACUUACUAUGCAGUGUUGGUAAGAAGCUAGAAAAUGUAUUAAAAGCAUAAAUUGAAGAGAAUCAAACCCUUGUCAAAUAUAGCUCCUGGCGCCUGAAGAAAUGAUAAUUUAUCAUCAUCAUCUAUAUGUAGUACAACCAAAUUUAAUUUUUUGACAGUGGCAAUUUUUAUUAAUGAAAUUGAUGGCACUGUCUGUUACAGGCAUAUUACAAAUUACUUCUCGUGAACAUACACACACAAAGGCUUCGGACUGUUAUUUGUUAAUUAAAUCAUGUGGUGAGGAGAAAUAUUGAUUAACAUGAUCAUGUUCAGAUGAUCAUGGAACUUUGUAAAAAGUUUCUCCCAGGCAGACAUGUCACCUAUGGGACAGGUGAAAAUUUAUUUUGUACAAAAGAAAACUUUGGGCAUUUGCUUUCUUUUUACCAAGCGUUGGGACUCACCCCUAAUGCUUAUAGCAUUUGGCAUUUUUUAGACAGCCAGUCCAAUGGAAACAUCAGCAAAAAUAAGUGUCAGACCUUGAGUUGCAGAGAGUUAAUCCAGAUCACAAAUACUAUGCAUAGUUAUAUAAGCUGUUCAAGCUAAAAAGUCAAAAACAGGACUUUUUACUAUUAUUUUGAGUGACCACGACCACUAUGACAUACAGCACUUAUACUUAUCCCACGAUGCACUUGUUUCUAAAGCUUGACAAUAAGUUUUUAUACAUAGCUUGCAUGAUGGGAACAAUUUAGGAAUGUUUGUGCACAACAACAUACAAAGUUUAUAUUUUGAUGUUAGUGUCUCAGGUGUUUAUUUUGUUUGGCGGGGCAUGAGUGAGAGAGCGUGUCUGUGUGCAUAUUAUAUAUACACACACAAAAGCACUGUGAAAGUUUACUUUUUAAGGUAAGAUUUUUUCAAAGUAAGGUGUACAUAAUCACACACAUUUGGCACUUAGAUAUUUGCAGUGAUGGUAAAACCUAGAUAGACAAAUGAGAGAAAGAUUUAGAUAUGGAAAUCCCAGUUCUGUCUGCAUAAAUUCAGCAUGUGAAUUCACACAUGGUCAGUCACGCACCUAACAGAUCAUGAUGUACCAGUAUCAGGCAUUUGCACAUAUAAAUUGGUUAUUGCAAAUGCAUGGGCACAGGGGCAUGUCUCUAACAUUAAAAGUCUGGCUCUGUAUCUUCUCAGCACAGGACUUUUAGCUCAGAUGCAGCAUAAGUUGCUUAUCAAAUUGCAUGAAAGUUAAACCAUGAGGGAAAGUUUUUAACAAGGUCAUUCUUAACAAAGGGAGACAUUUCUGAGCCAUAGGGAGUGGGGGCGGAAAAAUCAAGUCAUCCCAACGAAACCAUGAAUUAUCAGAAAGCUGAAUGGGUUUUGAUUCCCUCACAAAUGGAAACAAACACAAACUUAAAUAUAAUCCAGUUUUAGUCAUUCUUGUCCAGGCUAAUUAAUUGCUGAUUGGAUUUAAUACAACACCAGCUGCUCUAAGCAUAAAUUUAACACAGAAGUCCUAUGUGCUUUUCUGAACCAUCAGAAAACUUAAAUUGGCAUUUUGUUUUCCCUAAUCAAGGGGCUUCAAAGGAUGUUAGUCCCCAAGAGUGGGGGAAGGGAGCAGGAAAUUAUUCUGUAUUCAGUCUCAAGGAAAAGCAGUGGCUUUGGAACUCCCCAUGUAGCUGAAGUGGGGGGCUGGAAGCUGUACAUCUUUGCUGCAAAAACUUAAAAAAACAACGAAUGGUCUAGCAGCACCUUAGAGACUAACAAAACGUAGAUGGUAUCAUGAACUCUCGUGGGUAAAACCCACUUCUUCAGAUGAAUGGAGUAUUAAAAGGCCAGUUCCAAAAUAAAUAGGAGACAGGGUGGGGAGAAUGAAGUGGGGGAAAUAGUGAGUUAGAGUGUUCAUGUUACAUGAAGCUGAUAGGUUCUUAAGAACUGUUUGCACCUUCUCUAUUGUUUGGUUGGUUAGGGAUAGAGAGAAGAUGAAGUCGCAUGGUGUUAUGCCCUGAGUGGCCCAAAGGAGGCUGCAGUUGUGCACUGAGGGGCACAAGGUAGGUAGUGUUGAGGAGUUCCUCACAGCACAUGGAGAGAUGAGCACCUAGGGACAAGCUGAACAUUGCAUGACAGUGUACAUACAGCAGUGGGUCCUAUAGCGCAUUCAUGAAUUCAGUAGCUAGGGACACUGCCUUUAACCUUUACCAGUACCAUGUAAGUGUCCUCAUGUAUUCCUUAGAAUACAAUGAUUCCAGUUAGGCCUGGAGAGUCUUAGAUUUAAGAUGGAAAUAAUUAAAUCCUUGCAAUAGUAUCAGAAAGGUAUUAAGCUAGUUUUCCCUCCUUCUUCCCCACAGUUGGAAAUGGCACAAACUCUGUUUAACAAAUGGUCUGUUCUCAUACACACCCUCUGUGAUUCUUCCCCAUUUGAUUCAUUGUGGGUGUGUCCAUGUUUCAUUAAAUGGGAUCCAUCAGAGACUUAACCUGAUGUCUUCUGCUUAACCAUAAACUAGGAACUUUUGGAAAGAUCUUCCAUGCUGGCAUGCCAAUAUUCCUUGAGACUUACUUUGGAAAGAUAACUGCUUUUUCAGUCCUUGCUCUUCAUGCUGAGAUUAUCAACAAAGGCACAUCAGUGUUUUGUGGGGUGCACAAAUAUCCACUGGGGCUGACUGAGAAUACCCAAUUAGAUUAUUUUAGCUUUAUUGAUUUGAGCAAUCAAAAACCUUUAGUAGUGGUAAAAGGGUCCAUAAUCUAUUACUCUCCGCUGCAUUUUUAAAUCAUUCUUGUUUCCUAAUUUUAAAGUAUGCUUUGUACCGGUGAAAUACUGAUACAUAACAAGAUUCUGUAUUUAGCCAUAAGGGAUACUGGGAAACAGUGUCUGAUAACUCUACAUGAAAAUUUGAAUAGGGAUGUGCAAGAGGCCUUUAUAUUGUAAUUCAAUUCAUAUUAUGAACAUUUAAACUAUUUAAUUUGAUGCACUCCUUGAUUGAACAUGGGAUUCAUUACCAUGAUAAAUAUAUAACGCUAUUCUUCUUAUGUGACUUAAUCUGAUAAAACAUUGCUUCGAAAAUGAGACAUAAAAUACGUAGUCACAAUGUAAUGACUGCAUACUCAAUAUUAAUGUCAAUAUGCUAGAGAAGAAGGUGUCUGGAAUUCUACUGUUACUAAACCCUUACUCAAUUUCCAGUAGCAAUAACCAGAAUUCUUUAUUAAACUGCAGCACACGUUUAAAUAGGUUUUAGAAGUACAGGCAGUCCCCAGGUUACGUACAAGAUAGGGACUGUAGGUUUGUUCUUAAGUCGAAUCUGUAUGUAA
This is a messenger RNA of Pelodiscus sinensis (Chinese soft-shelled turtle), 5436 nucleotides long. The record is from RefSeq and is a predicted model, not a curated record. Lineage: Eukaryota; Metazoa; Chordata; Testudines; Trionychidae.